Messenger RNA from Malassezia japonica, 1242 nucleotides. RefSeq lists its product as uncharacterized. Bases 1 to 1242 code for a protein of 413 amino acids. The record is from RefSeq and is a predicted model, not a curated record. Gene Ontology annotation, molecular function: GTPase activity. Lineage: Eukaryota; Fungi; Basidiomycota; Malasseziomycetes; Malasseziales; Malasseziaceae. The transcript has a single exon.
AUGGCGUCAAACGAGGGGACGCUGCCGCCGCCCCCGCGCGCGACGGCGGUGAUUGUGAUUGGCAUGGCGGGCUCGGGCAAGUCGACGUUUGUCGCGCGCCUCGCGUCGCACAUGGCCAAGAAGACCGCCGCGGCGCACGGCGAGCAGCAGGCCAAGGAGAAAGAAGGGGACGCGGACGCGGCCGGUGCGAGCGACAUGCCCACGCGGCCGUACCUAAUCAAUAUCGACCCGGCGGUCGCGGGACUGGGGUACUCGCCGAAUGUCGACAUCCGCGACACGGUCGACUAUCCCCGCGUCAUGGAGGAGUACAAGCUCGGCCCCAAUGGCGGCAUUCUCACCGCGCUGAACCUCUUUACGACCAAGUUUGACCAGGUCCUGUCGAUUGCCGAGAAGCGCGCGAACGAAACGGAUCUCGUCGUGCUGGAUACGCCGGGGCAGAUUGAAAUCUUUACGUGGAGCGCCUCGGGGUCGAUCAUUACCGACGCACUGGCGAGUGCGAUGCCGACGGUCGUCGCGUACGUCGUCGACACGCCGCGCACGACUGCGCCGGCGACGUUCAUGUCGAAUAUGCUGUACGCGUGCAGCAUUAUGUACAAGGCGCGCCUGCCGUUUGUGAUCGUAUUUAACAAGACCGACGUCCAGGACCCGCAGUUUGCGCUGGACUGGAUGCACGACUUUGAGGCGUUCCAGCGCGCGCUCAUGGCAGGCAACGCGCGCGACCCAUCGGUGCACGCCGCGGAUCCGAAUGCGCCGCCGCAGCCGCGGUCCGAGGACCCGAGCUACCUCAACAGCCUGAUGAACAGCAUGAGCCUCGUCCUCGAUGAAUUCUACAAGAACCUGCGGGCCGUCGGCGUGUCGUCGGCUACCGGCGCGGGCAUGGACGACUUUUUGGGUGCCGUGAAAGAGGCACGGCACGAGUACAUGACCGACUACCGCCCCGAGAUGGAGCGCAUGCAGCGCGAGAAAAAGGCACAGCUCGAAAAGUCCAAAGAGACGCAGAUGCAGUCGCUGCUGCACGAUAUGAACGUGCGCGAGCCGCGCUCGGGGCUCAGCAAGGUGCGCUCCAAGAUGCGCGCGUCCAACGACGACGACGUCGACGGGCCGGAGUACGCGGGCGACGGCGAGAUUAUCGACCCGGACUCGGACGAGGAAAAGCCCGAGUACGGCGUGCCGGGCGGCGACGAGCGCCUCGCAAAACGCUGGAAUAAACACGACGGGAGCUACUGGCCGGCGCCGCCAUAG